Tachysurus vachellii is the source of this 1014-nucleotide messenger RNA. RefSeq names its product CMP-N-acetylneuraminate-beta-galactosamide-alpha-2,3-sialyltransferase 1-like. Gene Ontology annotation, molecular function: beta-galactoside (CMP) alpha-2,3-sialyltransferase activity. The transcript is spliced from 6 exons. Lineage: Eukaryota; Metazoa; Chordata; Actinopteri; Siluriformes; Bagridae. The coding region runs from base 1 to 954 and encodes 317 amino acids. The record is from RefSeq and is a predicted model, not a curated record.
AUGGAAUUGAAGGUUCGUGUGUUUUACGUGGCUUUGUGGACCACAUUCGUGCUUCUGUUCGUCCGAGUCGAAUUCAGAUACCAUUUAAACGAUGUCAUCGAUUUAUCUGCGCCGGCUUGUGCGUGCAUGAGCUGCGUAAUGGACUCUCAGGAGGAUCCGUGGUUCAGAGAACGCUACGACGGCCGGGUGCCAAAACUUAUGAACAGGGCCAACAGCAAUAUCAGCGAGCUAACAUAUAACUGGUGGAAGAAGCUGCAAGCGUUCAGAUCAGGGAACCUUGGUGAUGUGGUAGAACCUCUGUUCUCACUGUUCCCUGAUGAGGAACAUUACAUGGACUCCAGUCCUGACCGCUGUCGAACCUGUGCUGUGGUCGGCAACUCGGCCAACCUGCUCAGAUCCCAUUAUGGUGCUAUAAUAGAUGCUCAUAACUUUGUCUUCAGGAUGAACAACGCUAAUACUGAAGGCUAUGAGUCAGACGUCGGAGCAAAGACCACGCACAGAGCGAUGUAUCCCGAGAGCGCUGUAGACCUGGACAACUCCACCCAUCUAGUGCUGCUGCCUUUUAAAGUGCUGGAUCUACAGUGGCUCAUUAGUGCUUUCACCAAUAAGAACAUCACAAGAACAUAUAGGAAAGUGAAGGCUACAAUAAAAGCAAACAGAGACAAGGUGAUGAUCGUCAACCCCGAGUUUAUUAGAUACGUCUAUGAAAGAUGGUUGAAGAAACAAGGGAAAUAUCCAUCUACUGGCUUUAUCAUGCUCAUGUUGGCUCUGCACAUCUGUGACCAGGUGAAUGUAUUCGGAUUCGGGGCGGGGCCAAAUGGACGAUGGUACCAUUACUUUGACCACUGGCAUCAUCCGCUCGCUAACUCAGGUGUACACAAAGGGGGAGUUGAAUAUGACGCCAUCCUGAAACUCGAGCAGCAUCAGAUGAUCAAAAUGUUUAAAGGAUGGUGAACUUUUGCAUUGAGUACCAGGGCCUGUAUUCAUAAAGAGUCUAAUAAUGUCUAAACAAUC